UCUCCCUUCCCUUUUUCUAUCCUGCCGUAACCCUUCAAUCACUUUUUUAUCUCAAGCGACAAUGGCACCCCGUCUCCCCCAAUCUAUCCCUAGCCUCCGAGCACUUUCCCGCGCCUCUCCUCUCUCAACCCGCAUCACACUCGCCCGACUGAGCACCAGCAGCAGCGACAAUGUGAUUCAGACCCAACACGUCCCGGCUCCAGGCUCAGGGACCAUUCGCGUCCUCCUCCUCAACCGACCUAAUGCUCGGAACGCCAUCUCACGCAGCCUUCUCGAUGGCCUCUCCCAGAACGUCAAGUCCAUCGCCGCCGAGAACGGUGCAGGUCCGACCCGGGCCCUGGUGCUGGGCAGCAACGUCGAUGCGGCGUUUUGCGCCGGCGCGGAUCUCAAGGAACGCGCCAACAUGACGAAAGACGAAACAAACCACUUCCUCACGCACCUCCGCCAAACCUUCACCGCGCUGUCGGCGCUGCCCAUCCCCACCAUCUCGGCCGUCUCCUCGACCGCCCUCGGCGGCGGGCUUGAACUCGCGCUGUGCACGCACUUCCGAGUCUUCGGGUCGUCGUGCAUGGUCGGCCUGCCCGAGACCCGGCUGGCCAUCAUCCCCGGCGCGGGCGGCACCUACCGGCUCCCGCGGUUGAUCGGAGUGAACCGGGCGCGCGACAUGAUCCUCACGGGCCGGAGGGUGUCCGGACCCGAGGCGUAUUUCCUGGGCCUGUGUGACCGGCUCGUGGAGAUCCUGCCCGAGGAAGAAGGCCAGGAGGGCGUGGCCCGCGAGAAGGUCCUCCGCGAGGCGAUCAAUUUGGCGCUGGACAUUUGCGAGGGCGGGCCCAUCGCCCUCCGCCAGGCCAUGAAGGCCGUGGAUGGCUGGGAGCAGGGCGAGGCCGCGGAGAAUGAGGCGUAUGCGGGCGUGAUGGGGACGGAGGAUCGCAUGGAGGCGCUGCGGGCGUUUGCGGAGAGACGGAAGCCGGUUUUCAAGGGUCGUUAGAUACUUUAUUAUAUGGAUGUGUGGAUGGUGUGGUUUUGUCUACUUAGGUAGUAGUGUAAUGGAUGUGAAUUCGGG
Messenger RNA from Aspergillus homomorphus CBS 101889, 1063 nucleotides. RefSeq names its product putative mitochondrial methylglutaconyl-CoA hydratase (Auh). The transcript is spliced from 2 exons. Gene Ontology annotation, molecular function: enoyl-CoA hydratase activity. Gene Ontology annotation, cellular component: mitochondrion. The record is from RefSeq and is a predicted model, not a curated record. The coding region runs from base 62 to 988 and encodes 308 amino acids. NCBI's taxonomy places the organism in Eukaryota, Fungi, Ascomycota, Eurotiomycetes, Eurotiales, Aspergillaceae. Gene Ontology annotation, biological process: fatty acid beta-oxidation.